This is a messenger RNA of Suillus fuscotomentosus, 1709 nucleotides long. Its product is annotated as MFS general substrate transporter. The record is from RefSeq and is a predicted model, not a curated record. Gene Ontology annotation, molecular function: transmembrane transporter activity. The transcript has 14 exons. Gene Ontology annotation, cellular component: fungal-type vacuole membrane. Lineage: Eukaryota; Fungi; Basidiomycota; Agaricomycetes; Boletales; Suillaceae. Gene Ontology annotation, biological process: transmembrane transport. The coding region runs from base 207 to 1553 and encodes 448 amino acids.
CCGCGGACUCGGAUAAGUUGACUCUCCCUCUAAAAGACGUACGCCGGACUAGUCACGAGUCUAGGGUCUAGGGACGACGACAGUAUAACGCCGCCGCCCGCUGUCGUGUACAAACCUCCUGGUUGCUCCGAGUCAACUUCAUAUUUAAACUCCAUUAUAGGAUAGUAUGUAUGCCCCAUCCAUCGCUCAAUUAGCCUCUAUUAUCCAUGUCCACACCUUUCCCCAGUGAUGAAACUGCAACGCAGGCUCCCGAAAACGUCUCGCAACUCGUCAAAGACGCUGGAAAUCCCAGCCUUGUCGACCUCUCGGAUGCACUAGGUUUGCCCGAAGGUGGUUUUGACGCUUGGGGCACAGUGCUGGGCUCUUUCUUGAUUCAAUUCUGUGGCUUCGGAUAUGUCAGCGCUUACGGUGUCUUCCAGGACUUUUACACUCAAACAUACCUAACCAAUUCCACACCAUCUGCAAUCGCCUGGAUAGGAAGUGUUAAUGCGUUCUUGAUAUUAUCAGUUGGUAUCGUGUCAGGAAGGAUGGUCGACCAGGGCGCAUUUUACCCUGUGAUGAAAAUCGGCUGUCUCCUUCAAUGCUUCUUCCUCUUUAUGUUGUCUCUAACGAAACCAGAUGGGUAUUAUCAAAUAUUUCUUUCCCAAGGUAUCGGUCUCGGUAUUGCAAUAGGCCUCACAAAUGUCCCGUCCAUCGCCAUAGUGUCGCAUCACUUCCAGCGACGCAGAGCUGUUGCGAUGGGAAUUGUCGUGGCAGGGUCGUCACUGGGUGCAAUCUUGUACCCCGUCAUGCUCAACAAUCUCAUCAAUGGAAGACUUGGCUUUGCAAAUGGUGUCCGUGCAAGCGCAGCCUUGAAUGGCGGCCUACUUUUUAUCGCAAAUCUCUUGCUGCGAACAAGGCUUCCACCGCAACCAAAGGCCGUCAGCUACACCCGCGUUCUGCGAAACUCAUCGAGAGAUGGCGCUUACAUGUGUGCUUGUGUAGGUAUGGCUGCUUUUGAAUUUGGGUACUUCUUCGAAGCCUUUUAUCUUCAGUUAGAUUCCACCCUGCAUGGUCUAAGUCAAGGAUUUUCAUUUUAUUCACUCACAAUUUUUAGUUCUGGUGGUUUCAUGGGAAGACUUACUGUAGGUUUUAUCUCUGCCUACGUGGGCAUCCCAAACACCAUCAUCGUCUCUUCAUUAAUAUCCUCCGCUGUACUAUUUGCAAUGGUUGGCCUGCACUCGGCCACCAGUGUAGCUGUUAUAGCUGCAAGCUAUGGGUUUUUUUCCGGAGGUGUUGUAGCGAUGAUGGGCCCGGCGAUAUCGAUUCUGACUCCUGAAAUAUCACAUAUUGGUGCACGGAUAGGGAUAGCGUUUGCAAUAGCUGGCAUUGGAUCACUCCUGGGUGCACCGAUUUGUGGAGCGUUCUUGACGUCUCAUUACAUUUGGUGGAAGGCUGUUAUCUUUGCUGGGAGCGUCGCUACUGGCGGCUGUAUCAUGUUCGUAUCUAUGCAAUUCAUCUCGGAGAUGCGUCAAAAGUCUUCAAGUGUUUGCUUCAAGAAAGCUGAUGUCUGAUUUGUGUCACCCGAGCAUGUAUUUCGCAUUGUACAUGAGAGAAUCUCUAUAUUUAUAUACCGAAUAUUAACAACGUUCGGACGCGGUGAUCCGCGAGCUGUAUAACGGAGGAAAAAGUUAUAGUAUGAAUAGCCAAUACAUGAGUCUGUUUUCGAU